AUGUCUAGAGCAAGAGAUAUUGGAGCUCUUAGUGGAUCUUUUCCAGCGAAUGCUAUCAUUUCGUGUGGGGAGUCGCCUAAGGACUUACAAGGCAGGGGUCUUUUGGAGCAUUUGGAGCAUAUGGGACGAGAGGAGCAAAGCAGGACUUGGCACAUGGACGCAGCUCAACUGGAUACGCAAAGGAAGAAGGAGGAAGCCAUCUUGAAGACCAGCUCGACCAUCCUACUCGACCGGCCAAGCUUCAACUCGAUCGAGCUGAGAAGUCAACAGUCAAACCCGAAAAAUGUUGCUUCCCCCUUGACUUUCCUUUGA
This is a messenger RNA of Microthlaspi erraticum, 312 nucleotides long. NCBI's taxonomy places the organism in Eukaryota, Viridiplantae, Streptophyta, Magnoliopsida, Brassicales, Brassicaceae. The record is from the annotation of a GenBank genome assembly.